This is a messenger RNA of Strongylocentrotus purpuratus (purple sea urchin), 653 nucleotides long. RefSeq lists its product as uncharacterized. The transcript is spliced from 4 exons. Lineage: Eukaryota; Metazoa; Echinodermata; Echinoidea; Camarodonta; Strongylocentrotidae. The record is from RefSeq and is a predicted model, not a curated record. Bases 122 to 616 code for a protein of 164 amino acids.
AUGAGGAGCUAGAAAUCUGCCUGUCUCUGCUAGAUUCUGUCUUAGACAAGUCGCUUGGAGAUUUUUACUUAGUUUUUGCUUCGUAAUUGAAUUCGUCGUCGUCGUAUUGCUUAGUGUCAUAAUGAUUGCUAACCGGUACAACGAUAACUGCGUGGAGUAUACCCAGAAGGGUACGCGUUGUUUGAGGAAGGUACCCCUAGCCUUAGGAAUUGAAGGAGAGUGCUGGCAACACCGUCAACAGCCAGCCGAGGUCCAGUGCUCUGCACAUACUGGGCUUCAUGGGAAUGGCAGACGUUGCAGCCGGCGUGGACGUCACACGCUAGACGAAAACGCCGUUGAACUCUACUGCACGCAACACGUCAACAAGUUGCAUCGCGAGAACGGUCGUGCGGAGGUCGUUUCUGCUAAUCGCCAACAGCAGGAUGAACAGCGUAGGAGGGCGGAGGAGCGUGAGCAACUCCACCCGAGACGCAGGUCACCGCGUCUGGUAGAGCGAGAGAUCGCAGCUGCCGCUGUUCAGCUCGCCGCAGAGAGGGAGCAACGUCGUGCCGCCAAUCGGGCAAACCAGAACCUGCGGAGGUCGGCCCGGAUUGCCGCGAGGCGAGGCAAUGUGUGAUAAUAGCCUGGACUGAUUCGCAGAAGCAGCAGGGGGG